AUGUUGGAGGCCGGAAGCGUGACGAAGAAGAACGAGGUGAACAUCCUGAUGAAGAACGUUGUGGACUUGAUCUUCGGAGGGAUCACCUAUUGGGCCUUCGGGUUCGGUCUCCAAUAUGGGUCUGAUCAUGGGACGAAUCCCGUCUUCGGGGUCGGCAAUUUCCUGUUGAAUGAGGACGGACAGGAUGAAAUGGGCUUCGUUUACGCCAAGUUCAUCUUUCAGAUGUCAUUUGCGACGACGGCGACGACUAUUGUGUCCGGAGCGAUGGCCGAAAGGACCAAGUUCAGUGCAUUCUGUCUCUACUGUUUCCUUAUCAUCAUCACCUACAGCGUCCCUGCAGGAUGGGUGUGGGGCGAUCAUGGAUUCUUGAGGGCGAUGGGGUUCGUGGAUUUCGCUUGGUCGAGUGUCGUUCACCUUCUCGGUGGGGUCGCUGCACUCGUCUCUACUCUCUUGCUCAAGCCGCGAAUUCAUAGGUGGGGUUGGGUUGGGUUCAACUGCGGUUCCACAUUCGGAAUCAGAGGGGAGAAGUGGCAUUACGCGGGCCGAGCAGCCAUCUCCACAGUGAAUGCCUCCAUCGGCGGUGGAAUCGCAGGACUCAUUUACACGUACAUUCGGAAGAAAGGGAUUGUGGACUUGGAGGAUGUGAUCAAUGCCAUCUUAGGCUCCGUUGUCGCCGUCACUGCUGGCUGCGCUUUCUACGAGCCUUGGGAGUCGCUAACGGUGGGUUUCCUGAGUGGCAUGGCGGUUGUCCUAUUUUUCCCCCUCUACGACGUGCUUCGAAUCGACGAUCCUGUCGGAUCCUUCGCCGUCCACGGAAUCGGUGGACUGUCUGGGACGUUGUGCGUCGGGAUUUUCAUAAAACGGGACACUCUCUUGAAGUUGGUUAAAUACAAUGGACUCAUUCACGGCGGGGGGUUUUAUCUGCUCGGGAUUCAGGCUCUGGGUGUCCUCAGCAUUACUGUCUGGAGCGCAGUCACCACCUUCAUCUUCCUGAAGGCGGUGAAUCUGGUGAUUCCGAUCCGGAUGAAGCCUUACGAAGAAAUUCUGGGUGCGGACUUCGUGGAGCACAACAUCCGACACGUGGGGAUCGACUACGACGGGAUCAUGAAGGCAUUGGAAUCACGGGGACAUGUCAUCAAAGAGCCUUGGUGCCACUCCAUCCAUCCCGAACUUCAGCAUCAGGCGGAAAUGAAGAAAUGGUUCGUGAACCUGAAGACGACAGGGCGGAUCUCCUCCGCGACGGGGGAGGUGAAACCCUCCGGCGGGAGCAAUAGAGAGGAAUGGAAGGAUGAGAUGGGGAAAUUCUACGACGCGGAAUGGAGUGUCCUUCGCAUUGAGCGUCCAGAAUUGUCGAUAACAGCGAUAGUAAUAACGACUGUCACGGGCAUAGCCUUAGGACCUUCCCCAGUGUAUCGACAGACGCCGACUGCUUCUUCGGCGUCUUCCGAAAUGGCCCCCAAAACGUCGGAGAAAUAUCGGUUCGCUGGCGGCACAGUCGGCGGGAGCUACGAAGUCCCGCCAAUCAAGGACGACCUUCGCGUUGGGAUGCUGGAGGCCGGAAUUGUGACAAAGAAGAAAGAGGUGAACAUCCUGAUGAAGGAUGUCGCGAACUUGAUCUUCGGAGGGAUCACCUACUGGCCCUUUGGGUUCGGUCUCCAGUCCGAAUCUGGGUCUGGAACGAAUCCCGUCUUCGUGGGUUUCCUCUCGGAUGGAGAUGGACGUGGAGAUAUGGGUUUCGUCUUUGCCAAGUUCAUUUUUCGGGACCUUCUCCCCUACAUUCACAAGUAG
This is a messenger RNA of Darwinula stevensoni, 1788 nucleotides long. The record is from the annotation of a GenBank genome assembly. Lineage: Eukaryota; Metazoa; Arthropoda; Ostracoda; Podocopida; Darwinulidae.